AUGAAUCCCUACGCCGCCCCGCCCUCGCCCCUCGUCGGGCACCCAACACCCUACCCCAACACCAGCCAGCAGGCGGCGCAGAACAUCCAGCCCGGUUCGAUCACAUACACCACCACCGUGGGCAACGAUGGCCAGGUCACCUACCACCCGUUCAAGGCGGUCACAGCCAGCUACCAAACCCCGCAAGGAAUCGUGAACGGCAUCCAGUGGAUCCCAGCCGAAGCCACUUCUGUCGUCCCGGCCAAUGCCACCCCCGCCGAUGCGGGCUUCACGUCCUCCCGCCGCGCAGACUCCGACCGAUGGAGAGGCGACGAGGAUCGCCGCCGCCGCCGGGAAAGCAAACGCUACGACGACGACGAAGAGGAUGACUACUACCGCCGCGACCGUGAGCGCGAGCGCGACCGUCCCACAGACGACUACCGUCGCCGCGAUCGCGAUGACCGUGACCGCGAGGGCGCCGCUGAACGCCGCACGAGUACCUACGGGGGCCGUUAUCCCGGCGAAUACGACAAAUACGCCUCUACGGACCUCGAGCGUCGCAUGGAAAACCUCGAUAUCGACCGCCACAACCGUGACCGUGAACGCGAGCGCGAACGCGAACGUGAGCGCGAACGUGAAUACGACCCCGCUCGUCCCCGACCCCGCCAAGGUUCGACCUACGGCGCCGAACGCCCCACAAGCACCUACCAGCCCGCGGCGGGCGGCGUUUACCCUGGGGCCUACCCCGGAAACGCAGGCAGUGGGUCCUCGUACACUCCCGCGGCAGGCGGUGUCUAUCCCGUGGGUGCAACUGGCUCGUACCGCUCCGCGUCGCCGCGCCCCAGCGACCUCCCAGGACGACCCUCGUCGCCUUACCGCGCGGCGGGCUCAAUCGCCGUUCCCCGCCCUGUGUCGCCCUACGCUCAACCCGCUGCGCCACGCCCUGUGUCUCCUUACGCUGCCGGGGGCAUUAUCCCUCGCUCAGCCUCGCCCUAUCAAGCGGGCGGGAUCCAGCGCGCCGCGUCGCCCUACGGCGGUGGGAUGGUAUCCACGGGUGCCGCUCCGUAUGGGGCGCAGCCAAUGUACUCCUCAGGACACGUCCUCGAGAGCCAGCCGAUGUACCGCAACGCGUCGAUGGGCGGGCGUGGCUCACGCGCCCCCAGCCCGUCUCCCUACGGCGCGAGCUCGGUCGCGUCCCCAUACGGAGCCGCACCGUCUCCCUACGCGCCGGCCGCGCCCCUGAACGUGUACUCCAACCCGAACAACCCUUACGGCGAAGCGGCUGUUAUCCCGCCCUACCCAGGCGGUAUCGCGCCGAGCCCGCGCGCGAUGAGCGCGCCGCUCGUGGGAAUGCAGCCCGUCGGCGGCGCGGUGCAAGUCCCCGUGCCAGGCCAGCUCGCGCCCCCGGAGGGCUUCAGCCGGCCGCCGAACCGCGCGCAUCCGUACACGCAGUUCGAGAUGCUCAAGAUCGGGGACAUGGACGACGUGCUCGAGCAGAUGCCGCGCAUGCCCGCCGUGCUCGUCCCGCACGACGUGUACCACGAGGACUGGAUCCGACUCAUGACGGACCUUGGGCUCGCCUGGUCCGGUCAGAUCAACCUGCCCGCCGUUGACGGCCGCACGCCGAAGCGCUCCCAGAUGGCGGCGGAGGUCAUCGACAUGUGGAACUCGUCGUUCUUCCGCCUCCGCGGCGUCGAGGCCGUGAUCUACAAGGGCCGCGAGCGGCGCUCGGGGCGGUACGCGGGCACGCUCGACGCGUCGCUCCCGGGCGUGGACCCGCGCGACGUGUCGUCCCCGAGCGCGACGGACGACUCGGCGGAGGAGGAGCUCGAGCGGCGCGACCGCGACCGCGACCGGGCGCGGUACGGGCGCGCCGAGGCGGACGCACGCUGGCGGGAGCGCAAGGCAGAGCGCGCGGAGCGUAGGCAGCGGAAGCUGGAUAAGAAGAUCCGUCGGCGGCAGAAGGAGAUGGACAAGACGUACUCGAUGUACCUCCAGUGCGUGCCCCCGACGGACGAGCGCGGGCUGUGA
Epithele typhae is the source of this 2010-nucleotide messenger RNA. RefSeq lists its product as uncharacterized. The record is from RefSeq and is a predicted model, not a curated record. Lineage: Eukaryota; Fungi; Basidiomycota; Agaricomycetes; Polyporales; Epitheliaceae. The transcript has 6 exons. Bases 1 to 2010 code for a protein of 669 amino acids.